Molecule: messenger RNA, 2459 nt
Organism: Gadus chalcogrammus (walleye pollock)
Lineage: Eukaryota; Metazoa; Chordata; Actinopteri; Gadiformes; Gadidae
Product: E3 ubiquitin-protein ligase TRIM47-like
Exons: 2
Coding region: 294-1373 (359 amino acids)
Molecular function (GO): zinc ion binding
Source: RefSeq, a predicted model, not a curated record
GUUCUAAUGAAAACCAAAGAGAAAAAUACCAGACUCUGGAAAGUUUUAGGGGAUGAGCCAGGUGUUAGGGAAAGAGAGGAGAGGACGUAUUGUUCAGGAAACGAAACUUAAGGUUCAUAGAAACCAAGCCAACGACGUGCAGGCAGUUGGCAAACGCAUUUUGGAACCAAUAAUCUAACAGACAGAAACAACAACAAGGUGAGUACAACAGCACAACUUUGAGGGAAUAAUUCUGUAAUGGAAUAGAAAUAUAAUUGAAUUGCUAUACUUAAACCUUGUCUUCUGUGUUUAGGAUGGCCUCUGUUAAACGUUCCUGGUCUGAAGAGAACUUUUCAUGUUCAAUCUGUCUGGGUGUGUUCAGCAGCCCAGUUUCCACACCAUGUGGACACAACUUCUGCAGAACCUGUAUUAAUAAGUUCUGGGAUGGACAAGUUCUGUACAAAUGUCCAGUUUGCAACAAGAUUUUCCACACUAGACCUGAUCUACAGGUCAAUAUCCUCUUAUCAGGGAUAGCUGCUCAGUUUCCAAAUCCAGUACGAAGCAAAAAGCAGCGAUGUGUUGAACCAGGAGAAGUUCCCUGUGACGUUUGUACUGGGACCCAGCUGAAGGCCGUGAAGUCCUGCCUUGUGUGUUUCACCUCUUACUGCCAAACCCACCUUGAGCCACAUCAGAGAGUUGCAUCCCUGAAGAGACAUCGGCUGGUCGAGCCAAUGGACCGUCUGGAAGACAGGAUGUGUAAGAAACACAAUCAACUACUGGAGCUCUUCUGCAAGACUGAACAGGUGUGUGUGUGUCAGUUCUGCACAGAGGGUGACCACAGGUCCCAUCCUGUUGUACCUCUAAAGGAGGUAUAUGAAGUGAAGAUGGCCCAGCUGGGGAAGAUAGAGGCUGAAGUUCCGCAGAUGAUCCAGGAGAGAAAACUAAAGAUUAAGGAGAUAAAAGACACCGUAGAAUUGAGCAAGAAAGAUGCAAAGAAAGAGAUAGCCGAUGGUGUGCAGGUCCUCACUGCUUUGAUGCGUCGCGUUAAAAAGUGCCAGGAUGAUUUCAACCAAACAGUUAAAGAGAAACUGAAAACCACAGAGAAACAAGCUGAAGACCUCAUCAAAGAGCUGGAGCAGGAAAUAGAAGAUCUGACCAAUAGAAGAUUAGAGGUGAAGCAGCUCUCAGACACUAAAGACCCCCUCCACUUCCUCCAGGCCUUCAGAUCCCUGAAGGAUCCUCCACACACCAGGGACUGGACGACGGUGGAGGUCCGUCCUCCGUCAUACGUAGGGACCUUGAGGAGAUCCCUGGAUCAGCUGGAGGAGACUCUGAACAUGGAGAUAAAGAAGCUGCAUGAUGCUGAACUGAAGAGGGUCCAGCGAAUGAAGUAGAUGUGACUCUGGAUCCUGAUACAGCUCAUCCCAAGCUCAUCCUGUCUGAGGAUGGGAAACAAGUACAUGAUGGAGGUGUAGUGAAGAAACUCCCAGACAACCCAAAGAGAUUUACACAGCAUACAUAUCUUCUCACAAGGCAAAGUUUCUCUCAGGGAGAUUUUACUUUGAGGUCCAGGUUAAAGACAAGACUGCAUGGUGUAUAGGAGUGGCCAGAGAGUCCAUUGACAGAAAAUGUCAGAUCAUAGGGACCCCUGAGAUGGGUUACUGGACUCUUUACUUCAACAAGGAUGAGUUGUUAUUUAAUAAUAACCCUGCUGUCCGUCUCCCUCUGAGAGCUGAGCUCCAGAAGGUGGGGGUGUUUGUUGAUUAUGAUGAGGGUGUGGUCUCCCUCUAUGAUGUGGAAGCCAGGGUUCAUCUACUCUGUUACUGGCUGCACAUUUACUGAGCCUCUCUAUCCAUUCCUCUACCCAGGUCACUUUAAUUAUCAAGGCAUAAACUCCGUCCCCCUGAUCAUCUCACCUGUCAUGCUGUCAAUCAACCAGACUAGGACUUUUGUUUGAUCGAACAAACCACCAAAACAACUGAUGUUAAUCUACCAUGAGAUCUGAGAGAUCUGGAUUAAUGUUGUACUGCUGACAUUUUCUCAGAGAAAUUCAGUAGGAAAUGAACCCUCAAUAUUAUAAAUUACAACCCGUUGUAAAUUAUUAGAUAACAUUAUAUUCUUCAUUGUCUGUCUUCUCAGGUUUUUUAAAUGUUUACUGCUAUACAAUUGUUAAUGGUUGCAGUUAAGUCGAACAUGUUUUGAGGAUUAAUGUGUAUAUCAUAAUCAUUCAAACAUUGCUAUUAGUUUAUAUCAGAAUCAUGACAAUCAAAUGUAAAAACACAUUUCUGAUUUCAAUAAAAAUGGAAAAAAAACUGUUGAGUCAAUAUCUUUUAAUGUCCGCCCUACACCAACUCAACGUGAGACCCUGGGGGUUUAUGCUGCCGACGUCCUGUUGUGCGCCCGACGUGGAUCCCCGGACUACCCCGCGGCCGUACAGGAGGGCCUAGCCCUCCACACGUUUCUGCGGGGACUUUCGCCGG